Molecule: messenger RNA, 2479 nt
Organism: Frankliniella occidentalis (western flower thrips)
Lineage: Eukaryota; Metazoa; Arthropoda; Insecta; Thysanoptera; Thripidae
Exons: 2
Coding region: 239-2434 (731 amino acids)
Source: RefSeq, a predicted model, not a curated record
AAUAGCCCGCGCCGCGCCACGCCAUGCCGUUGGCGAGGUGCGGGUGCGGAGCGGACCUGCGGGUCGGCCCGUCGGUGGCCUGCGCGUUGGCGCGCACCCAGGGGGCCAGGGGCGGGGCGCUGCCGCGCGGACCUGAGCCCGCCGCCGAGGGGCAGUGUCGGCUCGGAGCGCGCCCCCGCCGUGCGCUGGCUGCGUGUCGCUCGUCCAAGUGUGUCCGGGCCGUUAUGACGACGACGCCAUGCCGCUGACACAAGAGUGGGCGGUGCACGCGCAGCUGACGAUCGGCCCCGCCGCGCCGGCGUCGUCUGUUGUCCGGGGCGUGAGCAUGCCGCCGCUGGGCCAGGACGGCGUGCGCCUCGAGUGCUCGUGGCGCCCCUACGUGCCGCCGCCGCACCCCGUGGCCUCGCCGCCUCCGCAGGCGAGCAACCCGUUCUGCCAGCCGCACCCCGCGUACGGCUUCCAGCGUGGCAGCAUCCUCUUCACGACGUCACCGCCCCCGGGGUGCGCGCCGCCGCCGCCCGACCCCGCGGCCGUGCACGGCCGUCAGGACUCUGGCUACAACAGCGAGCUCUCCGCCACCGCGUCGUACGCCCCCGCGGCCCCCACGGCGCGCCGCCAGCCUGCCGUCUACGGCCGGCGCUGCAAGAGCACCUGCAGCAUCACGCUGUGCACCGCGCCCUACCCGCCCCCGCCGCUCUCGCCGCCACCUACCGUCGCUGCCGCCGACCCCGAGCCGCCGGAGCCGCCAGAGAGGAUCUUCCCAGCAGCGGCGAACUACGGCAGGGAAGUCCGGGACGCGGCCUCUCAGACGCACGCCACCGAGGACAGCAGCGCCCCGCCGUCGGACUGCUCUAGUUCGCACACGCCCCUCCGCGGCGUCCGCAAUGGCGGUGGGCGUGGCGUGGCUUACUCCGCGCGCCGCCACCGCACGCUGCCCGCCACCCUGUCGGCGAGCACCUGCACGGACACGGACACUGACCAGGCCUGGACUCCUCGGGUGCCGCCCCCUCCGCGGUGGCCCCGCGGUGGCCCCGAGUCCCGGGGGCGGCCCGCCACACCGCCGCGGCCGCAGCCCGGCGUCAUGUCUCCUCCCCCAGCGGCGGUGGCGGCGCCAGCACCAGCGUCGCGAGCCGCGCGCCCGCCGCGCACCGUGCACAUCGACGUGUACUGCACGGGCUCGGACGAGGACGGUGACGGCGACCUGAGCAGCUCCGCCGACGAUCUGGACUCGGACGCCUCGCCCCAGACGGUGUUCGAGUCGGAAGGGGUGCGCGUGGUGCACGCCCGGCAGGCCCGCGACGCGCUGCCUCUCGCCCUGCAGCCCGGCGGCGGGCGGCGCGCGCAGGCCUGCCGAUACACGCCGCUGGACGCGAGCAGCCGCGAGUCGAGCUUCAGCUCUCUGUACCCGUCACGCACCAACACGGAGCGCAGCCUGCAGAGCCUCCAGAGUCUCCAGAGCCUUCAGAGUCUCCAGAGCCUUCAGAGCCUUCAGAGCCUCCAGAGCCUGGCUACCCUCAGCAUCACGGGCAGCAUCACGCAGAGCGACAGCUUCGAGUACGCCGACUCUCUGGACCGCGCGCGCAUCCUAGAGAAGGAGAAGAGUUGGGCCUCGAGGACGUGGCGCUGCCCGCACGACGAGCGCCUGGAGCGGCGCAGGCAGCUGCAGGAGCAGCGCGUGCAGCGCUUCCAGCGCUUCCUGGACGAGCACCCGGCCAUGGCCGGGGCCGUGGAGGUGCAGCAGCAGGAUACGACCACCACCACCGACUCGGACUCGUGCUCGUGCUCGGGCAGCGAAAUGGCGUGGAGCUUCGGCCGUCACUCAUCACGAUGCUCGGUCACCUCGACGCAGUCGAGGCCCGCGAGCGCAGCCAGCGUUACUAGUGCGGCCAGCGGCGGGCUCAAGAGAGACGACACGGUGCGGCGCGCCCCCGCCACCACCCCCGCGGCAGCGCCCGCUCGCCCGGCUGUUCCUCUCGUCAAGACCAUCCCGGCCACACCCCUUGUGCAGGGUUCGGCGGACAAGGAAGGCCCCCUGGCCAGGCUGGCCAGGCCCCUGAGCUGCGGUCCGUUCUCCCAGGCUGGUCCUGGUCGCGGCGGCGGCCUCCCGGGCAAGCUGCCGGCCAGCGCCUUUGCGCCCUUCUGCGGGACCCAGCAGACGGCACUGCGCUUCGGGACGGUGCUGGGCUUGCGGCGCCCCGGCCACCACGUCGGCCCGGCAAAGAACCCCGAGUGUCUGUGCGACAGCUGCUCGCACCACUUCCGCUCGCGUGCUCAGGCCCGCGCCCAGGGCCGCGCGCGCUCCAUGGACGGCGACGCGUGGGGCUACCUGGGCCCCGGGGCGCCCUGGGCCACGCCCUGGGCCGGGCGAGGACUCUCCAUGCCGCCGGACCACCUGCACCAGGAUCUGGGCUCCGACCUCGGGACACCUGUGUGAUUGGAAGCUAGAAAACCAUGCCGCCCGCUUCUGUUAUUCAAGUUA